This is a messenger RNA of Anopheles coustani, 5395 nucleotides long. RefSeq names its product TBC1 domain family member 4 (gene plx). Lineage: Eukaryota; Metazoa; Arthropoda; Insecta; Diptera; Culicidae. The transcript is spliced from 10 exons. Bases 1 to 4464 code for a protein of 1487 amino acids. The record is from RefSeq and is a predicted model, not a curated record.
AUGAAAACCCGCCUGACGACGCUCACGUGGAGGGGUUCGGCGUCGGUCGAUCCGCGCUUCUCGGCCGCCAUGCUGCCGUGGUCCAUCGCCGACAUUCGGAACCAUGAAAAUUAUGUAACGCUAUCGGUCGGCGUGGAGGACGGAGUGCUUGCCGCGUACAAUCCCGACUUUGAGCUACAGUUCGAGCACAAGCUGAAAUAUAUCCUCGGUUACUGCAGGGUGAUCGUGAAGCAGGAGAAGGGCAAAAAGAACGCCGACUUUCUCAUCCCGAAGGCAAGCAGCACCCGGCCGCAACCGAUCACGAUCGGCAACGACAACGUGGCGGAGAUCUGCGGGCCCGACUUUGGGCUGGUGUACCUGCUCAAGAACCCACAGGACCCGCUGCUGCACAUACACUUUUACGAGUGUGAGAAGUACGAACAGAUGGCAGAACUGAUGCAACAGAUGCGUGACCCGGCCACGAUCGGCGGUGGCUCGGUUGGUAGCAUCCCCCAGAGCAUCGUCUCGUCCAGCGCGAACGCGAACGACCUACAGAGGGCACUACGCAACCAGGGCAUCCACUCGACGCCCGCCUCCAACCUGAAGCUCUCGGAACAGAUGCGCCACGCGCAACACGACAGUAGCCCGCCAACGCAGGCCUCCUAUCAGCAGCAACAGCAGCAGGCCCUUCAGCAUCAGUAUCAUCAACAGCAGCAGCAGCAGCAACAGUACCACAAUGGUCAGGGCAUCCCGAACCGGUUAGCGACCUCCAAGAGCUACUCCGGCGGGUUGAACCACUCGGCGGCCGGGGGCAACAGCGGGCCGACAACCGGCGCCAACAGCAUCUCGUCCAGUCUCUCCUCCCUGCCGGACAUUUCCGCCAACAACUCGCAGUUCUUCGAGGUGCUGUACGUCGGCAAGAUCAAGGUCUCGCACAAGCGCGUCCCGUACACCUUCAUCGAUGACGCGCUGCCAAAGUUCAAGGCGUACGACGCGGAGAAGCUGCGCCAGCAGCAGGAGAUCGCCUCACGGAAGACCACUUCUGACACAUCCAGCGAUACCGAUGGAGACAGUCGACGAAGCGGCGAUCCGAGCAACGCUGGCGAUAAGUCGACGACACCGGCUCAACCGGCCACGGAGUCACCGGCACCGCCCUCGACUGACGACCCACCCGAAGUCUUCCAGGGUCGGCGUGUCAGCCACUUUGAGCUUCCGACGAAGAAAAUCGAGGAUGCCGGGGAAAACAAUGCACCGGUUGUCGUUGGUGAUGAUGGUGGUAACCAAUCCGGGGAGAGCACCAGUACUAACCCAUCGGUGUCGUCAGCUACUACUUCAACUAGCAGUACCGCUACAGCCACACCGGCGUUGACAGUCCUGGCCAAAGAUAGUAAACCGGCGGCCCAAGAUGAGGACGCUCCAGUGCGUCGCGAUCGUUCGGCGUCGAUCGGAUCGAUCCCGGUGGUGGAGCAGAACCGCACGAUGGUGUUUCUGAUCGGGCAAACCGAUCUGCGGCUGAUCAGCCCGGACCGCAAGCAGGUCCUGCUGCACAAGGGCUUCCGGGACGUGGCGAGCUGCGCCCAGGGCCAGAAGAACGCCGACCACUUCGGUAUCAUCUGCCGGGACGUGAACAACGACGGGUACAUCGGGUACGUGUUCAAGUGCCAGUCGGAGCAGGUGGCGGACGACAUCGUGAUGGCGAUCUCGCAGGCGUUCAUGGCCUGCUCGGAGCAGAAGCAGAAGGAUAAGGCGGCCGCGGCACAGAUCUUCUCGUGCGAUCACUGCCCGAUGCUGUGGUACCACAAGCUGUGCACCGACAUCGAGGGUUUGAGCGACAAGAAGACGCAGUACAUGAUCUUCAAGCGGAUCGACACGACGCUGCUGGAGGACGAGCAGCGGUUGCUGAUGGAGAAGUACAACGGGGCGGAGGAGGCGGCCGGCCAUAGUAUUGGCGAGCAGAAUCAGUUUCUGAUGAUGCUGCUGCGGGCGCACUGUGAGUCGAAGCAGCAGCGGCACGUGCACGAUACCGUCGAGAACCGGACCGAGUUCCUGAACCAGUAUCUCGGUGGGAGCGGCAUCUUCAUGAAGGCGAAACGUUCGCUGACCAGCUCGUUCGAUCAUCUGCUGAAGCGGCGCACCAGCCGGGAUGACUUUGUGGCCGGAGGGUUGAAGGAUUCGGCUUCGGCCGGGGAGCUCAAAGAUGGCGGGCUGGAGCCGGUAACACGCGCCCGAGCGUCUACGAUCGGAUCCAGCCCAUCGAUGGGUCGCAAGAACUCGGACCUUGGAAACGGUGGUCAAGCUGCGCCCCAGCUCAAAUCCCCUAUGAUGGAUAUCUUCAUUAAGGUAGGCAACAGUCCGCGGGAUCAUAGCCACUCGGGCUCCUGGAGGCAGGCAAUGCUGCACCGGGUAGUAACACCGUCGAAAAACAUGAAAACCGGCACCGAGGAGUACAUGUCGCCGUUGCGGGGCUCCGGUGGUCCGCCGGCCAAGAAGCGUACCCGCGAGGAGCUGCGCGAGCUGUGGCGUGUCGGCAUCAAGCAAACAAUCAUCCUGAACCGCAUGGACAAGGAGAACGCUCAUCUGCAGGCGCGCCAGAACGAGAUCAAAUCGAACGAGAUCCGGCGUAUCAAGCUCGAGUACGACGAGAUAACGGUCUGUGAUAGGCGCUCAGCGGAGCAAUGGGACGCGAUACUGGAUAAGCCGGCCAGCUCGUCGGCACUGCUGGCCGGGGUUGGUAGCGGUGGCCGUAGCAACCAAUCUCUGCUGUACCAAGCGAUCCGGAGCGGCGUGCCUCGAUCACGUCGCGGUGAGAUAUGGAUGUAUCUGGCCGAACAGCACACGCAACAUACGGCCCCGGUGGAUACGACCAACUUCCCGAACUUCAACACACCGUACCACGUGUUGUUGAAGAACCUUACCGAACAUCAACAUGCAAUAUUCAUUGAUUUGGGACGUACAUUUCCCGAUCAUAAGUACUAUAAGGACGCGCUAGGCGUAGGACAGCUAUCGUUGUUUAAUCUGUUGAAGGCAUACUCAAUUCUUGAUCCGGAGCUUGGAUACUGUCAAGGGCUUGGAUUUAUCUGUGCUGUCCUGCUCCUGCAUCUUGAAGAAGCGGACGCAUUCGAACUUCUCAAGCAUCUGAUGUUCCGCCGACAGAUGCGUGCCAAGUAUCUGCCCGACAUGAAACAGUUCCAGCUGCAGCUGUACCAGCUGUCGCGCCUCCUUAAAGAUCACAUCCCCGAGCUGUACGACUGGUUCGAUCAGCACGACAUCUCGCCGACGCUGUACGCCGCCCCCUGGAUACUGACCGUGUUCAGCUCGCACUUCCCGCUCGGGUUCGUCGUGCGCGUGUUCGACCUCCUGUUCCUCGAGUCGUUUGACGUGAUCUUCCGGUGUGCGAUCGCGCUGCUCGAGGUGCACCGGGAGCCGCUACUCCAGCGGGACAACUUCGAGGACAUCAUGAACUACCUGAAGAACGCCAUCCCGAAGAUCGACGGUGCGGUGAUGGAGCAGGUUUUUCGGAAUGUGUUCCAGUCCGAUUUCUCGCGCCAGUUGAUCGAAUACCAGGUCGAAUAUAACGUGCUGCAGGAGGAGAUGACGUCCCAGAGUCACCAUCAGGAGAGCUACAACCGGCUGAAGGAGGCACACCAUCAGCUCGACACGCAGCUCCAGUACACCCAGUCGAGCUUGAUGCAGCUGGAGAAGACACGGCUCGCUCAGCAGGAUCAGAUCCAGUCGCUCCAGACGCAGGUGCAAACGCUGGAAAACACCGUCCACACGCUGGUGCGCUUCAUCGAGCAGACGGUCGACACGAAGUCCGACUACGUGCUGCCGGGCGAAGUGUGUCGCAUUCUGCAGCAGGUACAGGACCUGCACCAUCAGCAGCAGCAGGCGGCACAGCAGAAGAAGCGAUCGCCAAUCUUUGUCGAUCGCAAGAUCGGUAAGUCGAUAUCGUUCAACAGCAACCUCGGGCUGGCCCUGAACGUACUGGAGGAAGCCAACGAGCCGGACGGUACGUCGGGUACGCCGACCAAAAAGAAGCAGCCCUACUUUCAGAACUCGUUCACCCAGAUCCGCCAGCAACGCGCCAGCCUGUGGUUGCACAAGCUGGACGAGUGCGGUGGUAGCAAUACCAGCCCGGAACAUGGUACCGGUUCCGGCAGCCUAUCGUCGUCCUCGCUCGGCUCGGCAACCGGCACGAAGGCACUGGUGAACAACAGCAGCGACGACAGUGGUAUCGCCACUCCGAUCAGUCCACAGCUGCACGCACCGUCCACGACACCGAUGGUGGCGGAAAGUAGACCACUCGUCCCGUUCGACAGUCACCCGCUGAGCAGCUGUGGUGACGUGUCGGUCCAGUACAACGGUACCACGCAGCUGAAGUCACUGAAACCGCGUCCACCAUCGAGACACGGUUCGGUGUCGUCCAUCGUAAGCGAACCGGCGAUCGCCGAACCGCGCCCUCAGACGGCCACGGAUCGAAGUUAACGGACACGGACGAGCCCGCCCGAAUGUGGCAUUACCCGGCUAGGUUAGGUUUAAGCCCACUCUCGCCCUCUCUAUAUGCUUCAGGAACAGCUUAAUCUAUUUAAAAACAAGCCAGCAAACGUCAGCUUGCAAGGUUGACGCGACAGAUGUGUUCAACAUCUAUGUUCUUCCAAGAAGUCCAGGCUACACCGGGUCAGCACUACAAUACUCUAAUCAAAAUCGGCAUGUGGCACACACAACUUUCAAAACCAAAUCAAACUCCCUGGCUGGAGUUGGAAAUCUUCAUUAUCCGUCAAAGUAAAAUGUAACCUAUUCUUACCUACCCCUCAUUUCCAAAGAUCUUUUUGGUAAACGCUAUGACUUACUCUAGGUGUCGACUAUCGAAUGUCUUCUGUCGCGGGAUGGAUCAUAGACCGCUAAAACAAAAACCAGAAAGUACGUAGAAGCUAAGGACGUUAGCGCUAAGGAUCCCUCCAAAUAAAUCAAAUCGUUGUGGAUAAGUGUUUAGUCAAUCCGUGUCCGGUGUGUCACCGUCCGGUUGGAGUACUGCACGGUCACCCUCAAACGGACAAUCCAACUUACUAUCCUCUCCCUUCUUCGUUUUAAACGCCUGCCCUACCGGUAGCCAAAAGUACUAUAUCUUCGUCUGCAAAACAGGCUAAAAACCGCUAAAUUAUUCUACAAUCGAGCGCGACACGUGACAAUAGUGGUGGCAUGUGUCCGAAGGUUAAAAUGUUAAUGUGAAUCAUAUUAAUGCUAUAUUUAUCGCUUUUGCAAAACACAAACAAAAUGAAACAAGUAACAAAACAAAAAAAUAGCAGGCUGACUUGAAGCCAUGCAACAACAAAAUCAAGAAAGAAAAAAAAACCCAAGUCAAACAAAUCUCAGCAACCAAACCCAACGCCAGUAAAUUGCUUCGUACAAUUCGUGA